AUGUAUCUUGCAGUUACACCUCACGACCGGGCCCUCUUGAGCUCCCGGUUUCCACUCUCCUCUGCCUUGUGGCUAAACUUGGUCACAUCUCUGUGCUACUUCGAGCACGGGAGGGUCAUCCGAGCCGACCAACCAAAUCUACAGCUCCGGGCUUGGGCGAGGACAGACUGUCCGUCUAGAAAUGCCAUUGUCCCAGCCUUGCAAUCGUCUGGCCACGGAUCUGCCGAUCCACCAAGUCUUUCGUCUUUCUCCCUUCCAGAAUCCAGUGGCCGAUCCCCUCAAUCAGUCAAGGGAAUGAAGAACAUUUUGCGGGGAAGAGGCAGUCCUCCUGCUGCUGCUGCUGCUGGUGCGGCUGGUGGACCACAAUUUCCUAACGCCGCCAACAACUCAUCAACAUCAACGUGGUUCUGA
This is a messenger RNA of Marchantia polymorpha subsp. ruderalis, 411 nucleotides long. The record is from the annotation of a GenBank genome assembly. NCBI's taxonomy places the organism in Eukaryota, Viridiplantae, Streptophyta, Marchantiopsida, Marchantiales, Marchantiaceae.